GAGCUCUAUCAAUUGGAGCUUGCUCGAUGGCUAGUUUCAUGGUAGCUUGUGCAAUCUGCCCACUUCAUGACAUUGUCCUGUAAUCAUUCCCGAUAUCCAAGAUAUGUAUAUUUAAGUACUGUACAUUACCAAGUCUGCGCGUAUCUGCAUACAAAAUUAAUUAUCGUCUCUACUUGAUACUAUUCACAAUGUUUAAAUCCAUCCAAUGUAUCUUUGCUGUCCUGCUGCUUCUUCUGCCUAUGGUACUCGCAAAAUCAAAAGCAUACGUGGAAUUGAUCAAUGGGACACCAUAUGAUUGGCACUUGAUAUCUCACGCAACGCGUCGCAUGAAAUGGUCGCCUAAGACCAUUAUCCCAUCUGGUAUCUUAAACACACAAUAUUGCCCAAAAUCAUACAUCCAAUUCUGACAAACAUCACAGGCACAAGCUCCGAAUCCUGCAUCUCAUGGAUUAUCAACCUACCAGACGCAUCUGCGGAAGCAAAAUAUCGUAUUGACAACCCCUCAUCCCCUGAAUCCUUCACCAUAAGUGCCAUUCAAGACCCAACGCAACUGCAAGUUCACUACCAUGAAAAUCUCACCUCUCUCAACAAUCCCCAAUAUUCAACCAUCAAUCUAGGAUUUAUGGAUCGUCAUGCCCAUCCUUUCAUGCUCGCAGGAAACGGCACCCAAACCCCCUACAUUAGCACCAACCCCCCAGUCGCCUGGAUGCAAAGCACCCUCUCUACACUCUCCCGCAAAACCCUCCGCGAAAUAACCAUGCCCAUGUCCCACGACGCCGGCGCCAAUGUCGUCACGCACCCUCUCAACGGACCAGGCACACUCCACAACACACAAACGCAAUCAGACUCCAUAUACUGGCAACUUGUACACGGAGCCCGCUGGCUCGAUAUCCGUCCUGCGCUAUACUGGAAAAAGUGGAUGACGUACCACGGUUCGUGGGCCGCAGGUAGCAUGUGGGGAGCCACGGGACAGAGUAUCGAGAGCAUGAUCGAAGAUAUAAAUUACUUCACGAGGAAAUAUCCAGGGGAAUUAAUCGUGCUAGAUAUCUCACACGAUGCGAUCGCGAAGCGUAGAUGGAGUGGUUUUAGCGAGGAUGAUUGGAUGAAGUUUUAUGGAGUGCUGAAUGGGAUUUUUGAUCUUUGGGUUGAACCGGAGGGGAGUUCGCAGUGGGAUUUGUCCAGUGUGCCUUUUGGGACGUUUGUCAAGGAGGGUGGUAAGAGUACGGUGUUGGUGAGGGUUCCUUGUGGUGCCCCUGCUUGGUUUUCUAAGCAGGAAAAGAGAGAUGUAGAUACCACUCUCACGGCAAGGUCACCUGGCUGCGACCCUGUUGUCCAGGAUAACGAUCUCGCUCCUCUUAACACUACAGAUACUUCCUACUCGCAGAAGUCAUCUCGCUCGUUCUAUAAACGGGAUGUCUCUAAUUCUCCCGAAAAUACUGGUAAGUGUGAUUUAUCUUUCCACAUCGCAAUUCCUAAUAUCCGACUCUAUCGUGAUAUUUUAUCCUGCGCAUCGUUUACAAUAAUUCUCUUCCCAUAUCCAUCAUCUAGCAUAUAUACUCUUCCCUUACCCUCCCCUCCAUCCCCAUAAACCACCCCUCCAAAAAAAACAAAAACAAUAACUAAUCCUCCACCCCUAUACAGACCAUCAAACCACCUCAUCCGGCUCCCCACCCAGCCUAAACUUUACCCCUAUCCGCGCCUUCCGGCUCCCCAUAACCGGCACCUUUUCUCACACCUCAUCCACCAAAAAACUCGUCACGACCCAACUCGAAAAACUCUCCCAACACAAACUAUCAUUCCCCAACACCUCUCCCAAUUCCAGUCCAAAUACCAGUCCUGACACCGAUGCAAAUCCAACCCCAAAUCACAGUCCAAGCCCAAUCCACAAACUCUCCUGGAUUCUCACCCAACCACUUGCCGUGCAAGCCGACACGCUAACAUGGCGGAAUUCUAUACUUGGGUAUGCGGUAGCGGCGCAUAGGGAAUUAUAUUCUAAUUUCGAGGCUUUGGUUUCUGGGGGGAGGAAAGGUGGUGAGGAGGGAGAAAGAGCAGGGGAAGGGAGGCCAAAUUUGAUUGAGCUGGAUUAUAUUAGGAGUUGUGAUGUUGCGGCGUUGGCUAUGGGGAUUAAUGUUUGGGGAGAGUGGGAGAAAGAGGGGGAGGGGAAGGGGGAGUAGGGAGUAGUGAGGGAGAUUUGGGUGGUGUGGAUUAGAUGUGUGUUUGGGGAGGAGGGAUAG
Molecule: messenger RNA, 2234 nt
Organism: Sclerotinia trifoliorum
Lineage: Eukaryota; Fungi; Ascomycota; Leotiomycetes; Helotiales; Sclerotiniaceae
Source: the annotation of a GenBank genome assembly